AUGUCUAUCAAUGGAGUUAUUUUAAAGAAAGAUUUUCACAAGUAUCUUGGAACAAACGAGCUUCCGUUUGUUGUGAGCAGUGACGGGUUGGAGGAACUCAAAUUCAAAACCAGAUCAGCAAGACAAUCGCUUUCGAUUAGUACGCAAAAAGAUGUUAAAGAGGGAAGAAUAAAUAUUAAUGCAUCUGAUGGAUAUGUUUAUUUAACAACAAAGCGGCUCGUAUUUAUCACAGCUACACAGGGUGACCUUGAAUCGUUUGUGAUUGAUUUGAACCUUGCCCCCAUACUACAAUUGACGCAUAAACUUCAGGCUCCAUGGUUUGGUGCAAAUUAUUGGCAAUUUUUAUUUUUUAGUGCACCAUCGCCAUCAAUAGCUAGUGACGGAUUCCCAAAGAAUGAAUAUUUCAAAGGAGAAUUGCGGUUUUUAGAUGGAGGCUUAUUUGAAUUCGUUGAUGUUUUGAAUAAAGUACUCAACGAUGUGGUAAAUAAUAGAGAGAUAGAUGACGAGCUACCCUCGUACAGUUCUCGUUGA
Messenger RNA from Lodderomyces elongisporus, 531 nucleotides. RefSeq lists its product as uncharacterized. Gene Ontology annotation, molecular function: transcription coactivator activity; chromatin DNA binding. The coding region runs from base 1 to 531 and encodes 176 amino acids. Gene Ontology annotation, cellular component: nucleus. Lineage: Eukaryota; Fungi; Ascomycota; Pichiomycetes; Serinales; Debaryomycetaceae. Gene Ontology annotation, biological process: positive regulation of DNA-templated transcription. The record is from RefSeq and is a predicted model, not a curated record. The transcript has a single exon.